AUGUGCAGUGACUCUUAAAUUACUAAAAUGCAACCGCAAUCAUCUGUAGCCCCAAGAAAGCUGCCAGUCUUCGUAUUUCCUCAAAAUGUUGUAUUUUAUCUUGAGGAUCAGUCGACACACAAGCAAAUUUUAACAUUAUACAAUCCUUAUGAUUUUCCGGUAAAAUUUAAAGUUUUCUGCACUGCACCAAACAAAUAUGUAGUGGUGGAUCCAGAAGGAAUUAUCAAGGCUAGAUGUUGUGUGGACAUUGUAAUUCGGCAUAUGGCUUUAACACCACUUAACUGUACCAUCGACAAGUUUAGAAUACAAAUGCUUGAUCAUCCUUCAAAGCAAAUCAUAGGAAAAAGAGAUAUUGAAGCUAGGGUUAUUGCUGGAUUUCCAGAACCUGCAGAAAGAGCAACUCCUGAUCCGGAUUUGUUUCAGCAACUUCCAAAUACUGGGAAAAAUCAGCAGUCUUAUGCUGUGAUAUCCCACAAUAAACCAAUAAAUAAAGACACAAAUUAUGUAGCACUUUUAGCUGGCUUAGUUUGCAUUAUCGGAUUGUUAUUACCUACCGAAGGUGAUCAAAGUAAUCGAAUACCAGACUACCUUCAUCUAUCUAGCCAUAUUAAAUUGAUCCUAUCAUUUGUUUUGGGAAUGGUUACCAUAAUCGUCUUGAGGCUUUAACUGAUGUACAUUUUGUAAUGUUGAUAUUGAACUUGAAAUUUUGUAUACUUUUUAUAUACAAAAUUUGCUUCUGUGCGAUAUUUUAGCGUACUGUAUAAUAUUUUUGUAUGUGUCUAAAAGACCAAAUGUGAACAUUUUUUAAUAUUUACAAAACGAAAAACUUUCAUUUGUACAUAAUUACUUUGCGUCUAUAUGUAAAAAUAUUUUGUAAGAAAUAAAAUUUUAUAUUAAAAUGAAUUUUUCGAACAAAAAUAUUCAAGUAUUAUUGUUAGCCACGCAUAGAAAAUAUGAAACUC
Copidosoma floridanum is the source of this 962-nucleotide messenger RNA. RefSeq names its product motile sperm domain-containing protein 1. Gene Ontology annotation, cellular component: cytoplasm. NCBI's taxonomy places the organism in Eukaryota, Metazoa, Arthropoda, Insecta, Hymenoptera, Encyrtidae. The record is from RefSeq and is a predicted model, not a curated record.